AUGCGUUCCAAGUUCAAGGACGAGCACCCUUUUGAGAAGCGCAAAGCUGAGGCAGAGCGUAUCCGUCAGAAGUACGCGGAUCGGAUUCCGGUGAUUUGCGAAAAGGUCGAGAAGUCAGAUAUCGCUACUAUUGACAAGAAGAAAUAUCUGGUUCCGGCAGAUCUCACCGUUGGGCAGUUCGUUUACGUGAUCCGCAAGCGUAUCAAGCUAUCUCCCGAGAAGGCCAUUUUUAUCUUCGUUGACGAGGUCCUUCCACCCACGGCAGCGCUCAUGAGCAGUAUCUACGAAGAACACAAGGAUGAGGAUGGCUUUCUAUACAUAACGUACUCUGGCGAGAACACGUUCGGUGACUACUAG
This is a messenger RNA of Aspergillus saccharolyticus JOP 1030-1, 357 nucleotides long. RefSeq names its product autophagy-related protein 8. The transcript has 3 exons. The coding region runs from base 1 to 357 and encodes 118 amino acids. Gene Ontology annotation, biological process: cellular response to nitrogen starvation; macroautophagy. Gene Ontology annotation, molecular function: phosphatidylethanolamine binding. The record is from RefSeq and is a predicted model, not a curated record. Gene Ontology annotation, cellular component: fungal-type vacuole membrane; cytosol; autophagosome. Lineage: Eukaryota; Fungi; Ascomycota; Eurotiomycetes; Eurotiales; Aspergillaceae.